AUGCCUGUAUAUGUGAAAAUUAGUCGUGUCCUCUUUCUCUUUCCUGGUAGUAGUAUCAACCAUAUGAAACCAGGAAAUAGUACACAAAUUUCAGAAUUUCUUCUUCUGAGAUCAGAGGGACCAGAAUUGCAACCCUUCUUUGGGCUGUUCUUGUCCAUGUACCUGAUCACCCUGCUUGGAAACCUGCUCAUCAUCCUGGCCAUCAAAUCAGACUCUGAUCUCCACACUCCCAUGUACUUCUUCCUUGUCAACCUUUCCUUUGUAGAUAACUAUUUUACCUCCACCACUGUCCCAAAGAUGCUGGUGAAUAUCUAGAUGCAGAGCAAAGUCAUUUCCAAUGAAGGCUGCAUCACCCAGAUGUACUUUUUUGUCCUUUUUGGAGGGCUGGGCAACUUCCUCCUGACUGUGAUGGCCUAUGAAUGCUUCCUGGCCAUCUGUCACCCCCUUCACUACACAGUCAUCAUAAGCCCCAGGUUCUGUGGAUUGCUGGUUCUGGUGUCCUGGACCAUCAGUGUCCUGCAUUCCUUGUUAGAAACCUUAAUGGUGUUGAGGCUGUCCUUUUGUACAGACGUGGAAAUCCUCCACUUCUUCUGUGAACUUAAUCAGGUGAUCCAAUAUGCCUGUUCUGACACCUUCAUCAAUGACACAGUGAUGUAUUUUGCAGCUGUGCUGCUGGGUGGUAGUCCACUUACUGGGAUCAUUUUCUCCUACUCUAAGAUUAUUUCCUCCAUUUGUGUAAUCUCAUCAGCUCAGGGAAAGUGUAAAGCAUUUUCCACCUGUGCAUCUCACCUCUCCAUUGUCUCCUUAUUCUAUUGUACUACCCUAGGGGUGUACUUUAGUUCUGCUGCUACGCACAAUACACACGCAAUUGCAAUAUCCUCGGUGAUGUACACCGUGGUCACACCCAUGCUGAACUCUUUCAUCUAUAGCCUGAGAAAUAAAGACGUAAAGGAGACUCUGAGGAAAUUGCUUGUGAGGGAGGCCAUAAAAUAG
Trichechus manatus latirostris (Florida manatee) is the source of this 993-nucleotide messenger RNA. Its product is annotated as olfactory receptor 7A17-like. Gene Ontology annotation, biological process: G protein-coupled receptor signaling pathway. The record is from RefSeq and is a predicted model, not a curated record. Gene Ontology annotation, cellular component: plasma membrane. Lineage: Eukaryota; Metazoa; Chordata; Mammalia; Sirenia; Trichechidae. Gene Ontology annotation, molecular function: olfactory receptor activity; G protein-coupled receptor activity.